This is a messenger RNA of Nannospalax galili (Upper Galilee mountains blind mole rat), 4156 nucleotides long. It is a transcript of the gene Pacsin1, whose product is annotated as protein kinase C and casein kinase substrate in neurons 1. Bases 337 to 1671 code for a protein of 444 amino acids. The transcript is spliced from 10 exons. Lineage: Eukaryota; Metazoa; Chordata; Mammalia; Rodentia; Spalacidae. The record is from RefSeq and is a predicted model, not a curated record. Gene Ontology annotation, molecular function: phospholipid binding; protein binding. Gene Ontology annotation, cellular component: plasma membrane; cytoplasm; endosome. Gene Ontology annotation, biological process: neuron projection morphogenesis; plasma membrane tubulation; neuron development.
CGGGCGCGGCCAUUGGCUGGUCCAGCACGCCGCUCUAAUCCGCCUCCGCCCCCGCGCUGCGCUGCGCUCCACCACCGCGCUGACCUUUCUUCUUCCAGCAGCCCGAGAGAGACGCGAGGUGGCCGCACCAGCCUCCUCCGCCUCCUCCUCCUCCUUCUCCUUCUCUUCCUCCUCCUUCUCCUCCUCCUCUUCCUCUACGCCCGGGAAGCCGCCCGGGCUUGAGGCCGGGCUGCGGACGCCCCGCUUAGCCCCGCCGCGCCGCGGAUGGUGCCGUGCGCUCGGGUGCCCAGUGCAUGAGCAGUUGAGCCUAACUGCCCAACUCUCUAGUGCUACAUCAUGUCUGGCUCCUACGAUGAGGCCUCACUGGCUCCAGAAGAGACAACAGACAGUUUCUGGGAGGUGGGGAACUACAAGAGGACGGUGAAACGCAUUGAUGACGGCCAUCGCCUGUGCAAUGACCUCAUGAGCUGCGUGCAAGAGCGUGCCAAGAUCGAGAAGGCCUAUGCGCAGCAGCUCACUGACUGGGCCAAGCGCUGGCGUCAGCUCAUUGAGAAAGGCCCGCAGUAUGGCAGCCUGGAGCGGGCCUGGGGUGCCAUGAUGACAGAGGCCGAUAAGGUGAGCGAGCUGCAUCAGGAGGUCAAGAACAGCCUGCUGAACGAGGACUUGGAGAAGGUCAAGAACUGGCAGAAGGACGCCUACCACAAGCAGAUCAUGGGUGGCUUCAAGGAGACUAAGGAGGCAGAAGAUGGCUUCCGCAAGGCCCAGAAGCCCUGGGCCAAGAAGAUGAAGGAGCUGGAGGCGGCCAAGAAGGCUUACCAUCUGGCCUGCAAAGAGGAGAAACUGGCCAUGACCCGGGAGAUGAACAGCAAGACUGAGCAGUCGGUCACCCCGGAGCAACAGAAGAAGCUCCUAGAUAAAGUGGACAAGUGCAGGCAGGAUGUGCAGAAGAUGCAAGAAAAGUAUGAGAAAGUGCUGGAAGAUGUGGGCAAGACCACACCACAGUACAUGGAGGGCAUGGAGCAGGUGUUUGAGCAGUGCCAGCAGUUUGAAGAGAAGCGGUUGGUCUUCCUCAAGGAAGUCCUAAUGGACAUCAAACGUCACCUCAACCUAGCCGAGAACAGCAGCUACAUCCAUGUGUACCGAGAACUGGAGCAGGCCAUCCGGGGGGCUGAUGCCCAGGAGGACCUCAGGUGGUUCCGCAGUACCAGUGGUCCCGGGAUGCCCAUGAACUGGCCCCAGUUUGAGGAGUGGAACCCAGACCUCCCCCAUGCCACCACCAAGAAGGAGAAGCAGCCCAAGAAGGCAGAGGGGACCACGCUGAGCAAUGCCACCGGGGCUGUGGAGUCCACAUCCCAGGCUGGGGACCGAGGCAGUGUUAGCAGCUAUGACAGAGGUCAGCCAUACGCCACCGAGUGGUCGGAUGACGAGAGUGGGAACCCUUUUGGAGGCAAUGAAGCCAACAGCGGAGCCAACCCCUUCGAGGAUGAUGCCAAGGGAGUGCGCGUGCGGGCACUCUAUGACUACGACGGCCAGGAGCAGGACGAACUCAGCUUCAAGGCGGGAGAUGAGCUCACCAAGCUGGGUGAGGAAGAUGAACAGGGCUGGUGCCGCGGGCGGCUGGACAGUGGGCAGCUGGGCCUCUAUCCUGCCAACUAUGUUGAGGCUAUCUAGCUGUCCCGCCCACCCGACUCCUCUCUCUUUUUGCCCACCGCCUGCCCUUCCUUCCCAACCCCAUCUCCCUUUCCCUCUCCAUAGAGUUCCAGACAUAUUUUCCGAUCAAGCUUUUAUUUUUUUAAAAGUCAAACGGAACAAAAGAAGAAAUACAGAGACAAAGCAUUUGCGGGGCCAUCCAGAGGCCAGAGUGGUAGGGCUUAGGACAAUGGCCCCACAGUGGGCAAGGAUCUUGGGACUUAGUCCAACAUCACAUCUGCUCUACAGAGUCCACCAAAGAGUCUCCUGAGCCCUGAGGGAUAUCUUCUGGAUCCUUCUGUCCUGCCUCAGUCUCCUGCCCCACCCUAGGCUGCCAGCAGUGACCCCUGUCAUCUGAGCCUGACUUCCUAACCUCUUCCUCCCUUUCUUGUCCCCGUCAAAGGCUUCCUCCACACCCUAGUAAGGAGGUCCCCCAAUCUUUAGUCUUCCACUCUGCCUUGGGGGUGCUCUACUCCUUCAAGACCCUUCCUUUGAGACCAGUGAGGCUGGGGGAGGAAUGGUCCCCCUUGUCUGUGGAUGUUUUGGGUUUUUUUUUUCCCUUCCCCAGACGUGAAGACAGAUGAACUGAAGGAAGUAUUGGUGUCCUUGGCACACAGGAGGGUAAAGGAAAGGCCCCGGCUGUGCCAGCCCUCCCAAUGCCAGUCUCCUUUAGAGGGAUGAAGACCCUGUCUGGGCCCUUCUUUCCUUCUCUGGGCACUGUGGAGAGAGGACUUCUCAGAGCCACUCAGCUUGUAGAGAUCCUGCCCCUCUUUCAUAAGUCCUUGGCACUGGGCAAAGCCCCCCCCCCAAUGCCCAGGGCAAAGCCAGCAACAGUAGCAGCCUCUUCCCGUUUCCUGGGGAAGAGGCAUCUGCCCACCUGUCCCCCUUCCUUCAUGGUCAUCCAGAAACCCCAAAUCACUAGGUACAGCGGCAGCCUUUGUGAAGCCAAGCCUUCCUUGUACCCCCAAGUCUUACUGCCUCCCUGCCCUCGCCUCUUUCACCUAGCCUGCUUGGGGAGAUGCUGGGGCUUGUGGGAGUUUCCAGCUUGGAGCCGGGGAAGCCAGCAGCCUAGACUGGCAGGAGGAAGGGACUCAGGCCUUCAGGAGAUGGACAGUCACCAUGCCUUUCUUUGUCCCCCUUAGUCUCCAAACGCACCCCAUUCGUGCUGGCAGCUCCCCUCCCAUUUCAGCAAGCUUGAGUCUCAGGUUAAAAGACUCUGGGGGUGGGGUUGGGGGGAGUGGGAACAAAGGAUUCAUGAGAGGGGACUGGGUAUGGGUAGCAGCUCUCCCUCUGGUGGGUGGGGGCUGGAGACAGAUUCAGGUUGGAUAAGACCCCAUGAGGUCAGGAGUGGCUGGAGGACAUGUUUCUCCGAACCUCUGGGACCAUCAACCUGAGUGAAGCCCCAGGUAGUACCUGCUCCCAGCUGGGGCUUUGCUAGGCUUCUGGGCUGCAGAUGCCCCUCUGUCUUCCAGGGAAGAAGCGUGGGACUCCCAUGUCCUCCAGGACUCCUUAGCUCCUCUGUUAGGAGGUCCUGAACCCAAGAAACCAGUCUGUACCCCACCUCUGGUGGGCAUGGUUGUGGCAGGGACCUGAGUUUGGGUCAGUUCUCCCUCAGAGCCAGUGCGAUUGGCAGCCUGGGGCCAGGGCUGCCAGCAUCCCCUUUCUUGUUACUGUCUGGUCUCUAGGCAUCUAAUGCAGGCUGAAUUAGGUCCUGGGUCCUUCAGAGCCUAAAAAGUCUGCCUUUCUCCACAAUGGAAGCAGGGAUCUGCUGGGGCCUUCUGGCCCUCACCCUUAUCCUAGAAAGACAAGAAGCUGCCUUGUCUGCACCUUGGGGCCUGGGCUCCCCCUCUCUGCGCCAGCGGCUUCUCAGCACCUGGGGAGGGGCUGUAGCCCUGUUGGAUCCCAGGCUUGUUUUCCUCAGCACUCUAGCUGCCCACUCCGGGGCAGGCGCUGGAAAACCCAUCCCUUCCGAAAAAAUCACCUUUAGGGCCCCAUUUGGGAAGUCUCGGGCCUCAAGCUCCUCGGAACCCCGGCGCCGGAGGGUCUCUCACGCAGAAGUACCCUGAGCCCCGGGGUCCAGCCCCACCUGUUAGUGCUGGUGUCAGGACGCUCAUCCUCUGGCUGGGCCACGCCCCCACGCCGUGACCACGCCCUCCUGUAGCCCCGCCCCCUCGAUGCUGCACGGGCCCGCUCCCCGCGGGGCUUGGACAGUGAUGUGUUUGUCCCCAGUUAACCACCAUCCUGCAGGCCCGAUUCCUCCAGGAUCCCGGGCUGUCCCUGCUGCCACCGCGUCUGCCGCCCUAGGCUUCCUGACUCCAUUAGUUCCGACACUUGUGAAACUCUGAGAAGUGCUGUGGUCUCAGCAAUGCACCUGUUUUGUACAUGAUUGUGUAAUUUAAAGGUAUAUAAAUACAAAUAUAUAUAUCUAUCAGUUGUGACUGUGAACAAAACCCACAACUGUGUUCAA